CACGAUUUUAGUUGGGCAAUUCCUCAACAGGCGGUGGACAUGCAAGGGAAAAUAAAAUCCAACCAAAUUCUCAACUCACCCUACCAUCUUUAUUCUUUGGUGAAAACCCCCUCAUUUUUCAAUUGCCAAGCUGCGGACAAUUCUCCCUGACUCAUUUCGCCAAUCAUUUCCAUGUCCCAAAACCUUCCAUCGGAGAUCCACCACGUUACUGUCGCCGAGCCCGCCGCCGUCGAUUCACAUCUUCCCUCCAGAUCUGAAGGAAUCGUAUCCGCGAUCCUUUCGUCGACCCUCCGGCCGCCGCCGCUCAAUCCGCAAUCGCUGGCGCCGCGGCCUAUCUGCUCAUCCGAAGUAUCUGACGUUUGUUUCCAGACUCUGUCGAAUUCUUCGAUCUGUUGCCACAUUCAUUAGGUAAGUUUGAUUCUGGCUCCCUCUCCUAUGAACUGGUGAUAAUAGAAGGAAACGAGAUUCGAAUGGGUGAGCAGUAACGUGUAAUUGAGUAUGUUUGCAGGGGAGUUGAAUGUAGGUUCUGGAAUAAGCUUUUCUACAAUACUCCUUAGCUAUUAUGUUAAUUCUGACUGAUCGCAGACUGGUCUUUCUUCCCAUGGCGAUAUUCAUCAUCUUAGUUACCAGAACGUCUCUAGACAUCCGUGGUUGACGGAAAAGUCUAAUAAGUUAACUUGUAUGUUAGUUGCACUGUAAACCUUACUUAGCUGAAGUAUGCAAUCCUUUCUCUGGAGAUCCAGCUCCCCUGUUUCAGUUAUAGAUUUUGACUCCAUCUGGCUUCAAACUUACUAAGCAGAGGAAUGGGCGCUGAAAAUGGGGAUGAAGCAUCCGUUAUGGCGACACUUCUUCCACUUGCUUCCGCCUCUCAGCAGCCUUACGUAUCUGAACUUCUAUCCUUUACUCUGGAUCGUCUCCACAAAGAACCUGAGUUACUUAGGGUUGAUGCUGAGCGAAUAGAGAGGCAAAUGCAGGAGGUGGCGGUGGGGAACUACCACGCCUUCAUUGUCGCCACUGAUGCUUUAAAUGCGAUUAGAGAAGAAGUGUCCAAUGUGGAUAAGCUUCUGGAAUCACUAAUUUCUGAAAUCCCUGAAUUAAUAUCUGGCUGCACUGAGUUCAUUGAAUCCGCAGAAGAGGUCCUGGAGAAGCGAAAGAUGAACCAAACAUUGCUCUCAAACCAUAGUACAUUGCUCGAUUUGCUUGAAAUUCCACAACUUAUGGACACGUGUGUAAGGAACGGUAAUUAUGAUGAAGCUCUUGACUUAGAAGCAUAUGUUGGCAAACUUGCAACAAUCCAUCCCAAAUUGCCUGUCAUCCAGGCUCUAGCUGGUGAAGUUAGACAGACAACCCAGUCUCUUCUGGCUCAGCUUCUCCAGAAACUUUGUUCUAAUGUUCAGCUGCCAGAGUGCCUCCGCAUUAUUGGCUACUUGCGUCGAAUAGGAGUGUUCUGUGAGUAUGAAUUGCGCCUGCAGUUUCUGAGAUGUCGGGAGGCAUGGCUUACAGGUAUUCUUGAAGAUCUGGACCAAAGGAAUGCUUAUGAGUUCUUGAAGGGAGUGAUAAACUGCCACAGAAUGCAUCUCUUUGAUGUUGUAAACCAAUACCGAGCAAUAUUUGCUGAUGAUACAUCAGGAAGUGAAGAAAACUCUGACGGUGGACUUCUUUUUAGUUGGGUCAUGCAUCAGAUCACUUCACACCUUAAAACUCUCAAAAUAAUGCUCCCAAAGAUAACUGAGGGUGGACCUCUUUCAAAUAUUCUGGACCAGUGCAUGUACUGUGCAAUGGGACUGGGUGGUGUAGGGCUGGAUUUUCGAGGCUUGCUUCCACCUCUAUUUGAACAGGCGGUUCUCAAUUUAUUCUCAAAGAACAUGGGUACAGCAGUUGAAAAUUUUCAGUUGGUUUUAGAUUCACAUCGCUGGGUGCCACUGCCAGCAGUUGGCUUUCCAGCUAGUAAUAUUGGUGAAGAGACCCAAGAUGACAUAUCCCCACCGCCUUAUCUAAUGGAGCAUCCACCUCUAGCAGUGUUUGUUAAUGGUGUAUCCGCGGCAAUGAACGAGCUACGCCCAUGUGCUCCACUAAGUCUGAAACAUCUGCUUGGUGUAGAAUUAAUCAAGGGAUUGCAAGCUGUUGCAGACUCUCUGUUAAGGUACAACGCCACUAGGAUGCUCAGAGAAACUGAGUCUGCACUUUUCCUCUCACUCUGCAGAGCAUUCAUAGAGAUCGCUCUUCCACAUUGUGCUGCAUGCUUUGGCCGCUGUUACCCAGGAGGGGCUGCUUUUGUUAUGGAUGCCAAGAAUUUACUAGAUGGGGUAAGCCGCCUAUUAGCGACUGCUUCCUCCAGGGAGCUCCCAAAACCAGCGAAAAACUCAGUGAAGGCUGCAACGGAAAAUGGUGAUACCCCUGCUGUCCAAAAUGGGACGACAUCUUCUGAUGGAGAACAGAGGAAUGAAAUGGAUGGAGCGAAUGUGAUUAACUUGCCGACGGAUGAAAGCAAGGUGGACGCACCUAGUAAAGCCGCCUGAUUUCGGAUUUAUUCUUCAGUGCCCAUUGUUAGGCUGUUGGAUGCUUGAGGGUUGUGGUCUGUAUAGGCUUUUGUAACGCUGUAGAUAGGGAACUCUCUUUUAGUUGUCACAAUAAAGAAAUUUCAAUUGAGGAACUGGGAACUGGGGAACUCCAUUGGUUGGGUGUUUUACAUCAGAGAGUCUGCUGACCAAAGUGCAAUGUGUCAAUUUUACCGAUCACAGGGGCAAUUAGAUUGAUUACCACUUUACCAGACAUUGGUUUAUUUGAUAGGCAGCUGUAUCCUUUAGGUGCUGCACAAUUGCUUACUUAUUUUUUUCCAG
Molecule: messenger RNA, 2840 nt
Organism: Linum trigynum
Lineage: Eukaryota; Viridiplantae; Streptophyta; Magnoliopsida; Malpighiales; Linaceae
Source: the annotation of a GenBank genome assembly